Messenger RNA from Mytilus trossulus (common blue mussel), 1353 nucleotides. Its product is annotated as ras-related protein Rab-1B-like. Gene Ontology annotation, molecular function: GTPase activity; GTP binding. The transcript is spliced from 7 exons. Bases 84 to 782 code for a protein of 232 amino acids. The record is from RefSeq and is a predicted model, not a curated record. NCBI's taxonomy places the organism in Eukaryota, Metazoa, Mollusca, Bivalvia, Mytilida, Mytilidae.
AACUAGGUGGAGCAAAGCAAAACCGAUCGAUGCACGCAUGGUUACUGAUCUAAACAACCUAGAUAUUAACCGUAUAUAGUUAAAUGGCUUUUCAUAAUAAACGGAAGAAAAGCAAUAAAUUAUCAAUACUAGUGGCAGGAUCGUCAGGAUGUGGGAAAACAAGCUUGGUCAAUCGCUUUGUUGGGGAUACUUUCACAGAAGAACAUAUUCCUACACAACGUAUAGGUGCUAAGUCACAUACUGUUGAAGUAAAUGGAAAAGAAAUUCGUCUACAGCUUACAGACACAGAUGGAGAUAGAAAGUACGAGGGCUAUUCUAUCAAUUACUAUGAAGAAAUGGAUGCAACUAUUAUCGUCUAUGAUAUAUCAAAACAAGAAUCUUUAGAGACAGCGAGCGAUAUAUUAAAGCGAUGGAGAACAUACACCUUCGGGAUUGCGAAGGCCUUUGCAUUUCUAGUAGGAAACAAAUCUGACAUGGAACGUGAAAUAAACAAAGUGGACGUCGAGAAUUUUGCAGAGAAGGAAAAUUUACUCCACACAGAAACAAGCGCAAAAACGAACGAAAAUGUAACGGAGAUGUUCAUGUCACUUAUCAAACGACUGGCUAAUGAUGGUGAUGUUGGUGGCGGUAAUAAACCUGCAGACGAUAGCCCGCCAGGUGGCAGUAAUAAACAAGCCGACGAGACCACGUCUGAACUGAAUGUGGAUGCCAGUAAAACUGUUCAUGCAGAUACUGCGCCUUCUACCACAACGCAAAACAGCAACUGUUGUGUUAUAUGCUAGUCAAUGCCAAGGGGUCAUGGUGGUUAAAGUAAACAAUUGAAAAGGGGCUGUCAACCAGCAUCCGAAAUCCAAUCUACUUUAUGAACAUACGUUGUACCUCAACACGUUAGCUGCAAUAUUGUUUUGACAGAACUCUUUUUAAAAACUUUUAAAGAUAUAAUUGUUUCAUAUGAUAUUAAACACUAUUUUUAUGUACUUAUAGUCUCAUAUUGGAUUAAAUGAAAUGACAGACGAAACAAUAUUGUUUUCUACUGUUUUUGCAGCUUCAUUAGAAACACAAGAUUUGAAAGGGUUAAAUCAGCAUUAUAUGUCUUUAUGAUAUGUUUGUUUAUUAUGAUUACAUUUGAUAUGAAUGAGGUCCAAUUCUGUCAAAGCGACAAAAACCCAACCAUAGAGCAGACAACAGCUGAAGGCCACCAAUGAGUCUUCAAUGGAGCGAGAAACUCCCGCACCCGGAGUCGUCCUUCAGCUGGACCCUAAAAGAUAUGUAUACUAGUUCAGUGAUAAUGGACGUCAUACUAAACUCCGAAUUAUACACAAGAAUUAAACUAAAAUUAAAAACCCUACAAGA